Messenger RNA from Pseudopodoces humilis (Tibetan ground-tit), 3607 nucleotides. NCBI's taxonomy places the organism in Eukaryota, Metazoa, Chordata, Aves, Passeriformes, Paridae. The record is from RefSeq and is a predicted model, not a curated record.
AUGGACCGGCCCGAGGACAGGCGGGACCCGCACGGCGAUUACGGGGGACACGGGGACAACUACUACGGCAAACACGGAACACCACAGAAGUACGACCCGACUUUCAAAGGCCCCAUUUAUGACAGGGGCUGCACGGACAUCGUCUGCUGCGUCCUGCUGCUGGUGGCCAUCGUGGGCUACGUGGUGGUCGGCGUGGUGGCCUGGACCCACGGAGACCCCCGGAAGGUGAUCCACCCCACGGACAGCCGCGGGCGGUUCUGCGGGCAGCAGGGGACCCCCAACGAGAAAAAACCUUUCCUUUUUUACUUCGACAUCGUCAAGUGCGCCAGCCCCUUGGUGCUGCUGGAAUUCCAAUGCCCGACCACGCAGAUUUGCGUCGGCAAAUGCCCGGAUCGCUACAUGACCUACCUGACGGCUUACGGCAACGCCGCCGCGCUGCAGUAUUACCGGAAUUUCUGCGCCCCGGAGUUCGGGAGCUCGCGGAAGGCUCCCGUGGAGGUGCUGAAGGACAAGGAGUGUCCGGCCAUGCUCAUUCCCAGCACGCCGCUGGCGCGGAGAUGUUUCCCAGCCAUCCAGGCCAAGAAGGGCGUCAUCAUGGUGGGCAACGAGACCACCUACGACGACGGCCAGGGGCGCCGCAGGAACGUCACCGAGCUGCUGGAAGGGGCCAAAAAAGCCAACGUGGUGCUGGAGACGCGUCAGCUGGCCAUGAAGAUCUUCGAGGAUUACACCGUGUCCUGGUACUGGAUCAUCAUAGGCCUGGUCAUCGCCAUGGUGGCCAGCUUGAUCUUCAUCGUCCUGCUGCGAUUCCUGGCCGGGAUCAUGGUCUGGGUGAUGAUCGUCAUGGUGAUCCUGGUGUUGGGAUACGGGAUCUUCCACUGUUACAUGGAAUACGCCAAGUUAAAAGGGGAAGCGGGGUCGGACGUGUCCCUGACGGACCUGGGCUUCCAGACCGAUCUCCGCGUCUACCUCCACCUGCGGCAGACGUGGCUGGCGUUCCUGAUCAUCCUGUGCGUGGUGGAGCUGGUGAUCGUCCUGCUGCUCAUCUUCCUGCGCAAGAGGAUCCUCAUCGCCAUCGCGCUCAUCAAGGAGGCCAGCAGGGCCGUUGGUCACGUCAUGUCAUCGCUGCUGUUUCCCUUGUGCACCUUCUUCCUGCUGUGCCUCUGCAUCGCCUACUGGGCCAGCACCGCCGUCUUCCUGUCCACCUCCAACGAGGCCGUUUACAAGGUGUUCAACGAGUCCGCGUGCCCGUUCUCCGGGCAGACCUGCAAGCCCGAGACCUUCAACACCAGCAACGUCACCAAGCUGUGCCCCGACGCCCAGUGCCUCUUCGCGUUCUACGGCGGCGAGACCGCCUAUCACAAGUACCUCAUCGUGCUCCAGUUCUUCAACGUCUUCAUGUUCUUCUGGCUCGCCAACUUCGUCAUCGCGCUGGGCCAGGUGACGCUGGCGGGCGCCUUCGCCUCCUACUACUGGGCCUUCAAGAAACCGGACGACAUGCCGGCCUUCCCGCUCUUCUCCGCCUUCGGCCGCGCGCUCCGGUACCACACCGGCUCGCUGGCCUUCGGCUCGCUGGUCCUGGCCAUCGUCCAGGUCAUCAGGGUCACCCUGGAGUACCUGGACCACCGGCUGAAAGCUGCUGAGAACAAGUUUGCCAAGUUCCUCCUGAGCUGCCUCAAGUGCUGCUUCUGGUGCCUGGAAAAAUUCAUCAAGUUCCUCAACAGGAACGCCUACAUCAUGAUCGCCAUCUACGGCACCAACUUCUGCACCUCGGCCCGGAACGCGUUCUUCCUGUUGAUGAGGAACAUCAUCAGGGUGGCCGUGUUAGAUAAAGUCACGGAUUUCCUCUUCUUCCUCGGGAAGCUCCUCAUUGUGGGAAGCGUGGGAAUCCUCGCCUUCUUCUUCUUCACCCAGCGGAUAAAGCUGGUCCAGGACACGGCGCCGCCGCUGAAUUACUACUGGGUCCCGAUUCUGACGGUGAUCGUGGGCUCCUACCUCAUCGCCCACGGGUUCUUCAGCGUGUACGGCAUGUGCGUGGACACCCUCUUCCUCUGCUUCUUGGAAGACCUGGAGCGCAACGACGGCUCGGCGGAAAAACCUUAUUUCAUGUCCCAGAACCUGAGGAAACUUCUCAAGAAGACCAACAAAGGCCAGCCCGAGGCGUAGAGCCGCCCGUCCCACGUGGAAUUCACCUCCAUGGACCUUGGACCACCCACUCCUCCCUCCCGGCAGCGCCGGGGGGAGAUCGGUAAAAACGCGGAUUUUUCACGACUCGGCCUUAAAUCCUUGCGCUGGUGACGAUGACGAGCUUGUCGCCGCUAACGAGCCGCAGGGCCCCGUGAUAAAAACGGGAAAAAUCCCAAUUCCCGGGGUUCGGCGACUCCGGAGCGAGUUUAGGUGUGUUUGAUCCCAUUUUGAUCCCGUUUUGAUCCCGUUUUGAUCCCGGUGAAGCCUUCUGGGAUCGGCUUUUCCUCAUCGCCGGGGAUGUGGGCGCAGAGGUGACGGUCGAAGGAGCCGGGAGGUUCAGGCAGCUCCUCGUGGGGUGUUUUCCUUGUGACCCUCCCAAAAAUAUUUAAUUACAGUUGUUCAUUCCUGCCCGGAGAGCCGGGACGGGCUGGGAUCGCUUCCCAUCUCUUGCUGCCCUUUUGACACCCCAGAGCCCCCGUUCUGGGCCCUAAUUAAUUAAUUCUCUUUUAGGAAUAAGCUAAUUAAUGCUCUUGUAGCCGCUGCAGGGAGCGAAGGUGAAGGAGAGGGGGCCGUGAGCAGAAUUUGGCUCUGUCCGGUUCUGGCGCCGCUCGAGGACCUGCAGAUUCCACAGAUUCCUCCCCAAAAAUCUGCGCCUGGUCCCAAAAGUUGUCGCUUUAGGGCACGGCCUCUCCCAGCUCCCUUCACCUGCAUCAGGGGUUUUGGGACCCCCGCCCCAGAGCGCGGGGAGGGGGCGUGGAUGGACCUUGGAGGGGGUUUUGGUUUAAUUCCGGGUGAUUUUAGCAAAGCCAGUGGCAGCCGACACCUCGUGGCUUGUGCCAGGAGGGGAGAAAGGGAGUUAUUUUUUGAGCUGAAAAGGGGUCAAUUAACUCUAAAAUAUAAUUAACUCAAGCUUAAAAUAUAACAGAAUUAACCCUCAGACCUGGUGGAGACACGGGAGCAGAGCCACCGUCAGCAAUUGGGAUUUUUUUGGGCUCAUUUGUUCAAAAAGGAUUUAAAGAAACGCUCUGAGGAUUUGGGGGACCAGUCCCACCUUCCCCCCCUGUCAGGGCUCCAGGAAUUGGUGUUGAGGGAUCCCUUGGGCUGCUUUUUAUCCCAAUUCCUUUGUUUUGUAUCAUCCAGGGGGCAUUUCUAUGGAAUUAUCCAAUGCUUUGGGGAGCUUUUGUAUAUUUUGCUUUUCCAGGAUGUUUUUUUGGUUAGGGUUAUUUGGAGCUUUUUCCAGUGAAUUUUUGGGGGCAAGCUUUGGUUUCUCUGACACCGCCGGGCAGAGAUUCCCGUGCUGGAAUCAAACACUGAAAUUUCCCUAAUUUAUUUUUAUUUUUUUUAAAAAAAAUUCCCUAUAUUUUCCCUUUUCCCACCUCGUUUUUCAGCUGACAGAGGAGUGGAAGGGAAAAUUGAAGCC